UCUCUCUUCCUCAGCUGUACGUUUUCUGAGUCAGCACUAGUUUUGUUUUCCAGGCUGCCCCCUAGCUUUUUUGGGGGGGUGUCAUGCGUUUCCACUUAGUGCCCUUGACCUGUGGGAUGGCUUUUGAGCUCAGCAACAAGUUCGUUCCUGCCUGCGGUGGAGCACAGUGGCCGUUCAGCAGUUCUCAAGAGAGGACCUCAUUCGGAGAUCACAAGGUGCGCAAGGCGUCACAUUUUCAACACUGCAGGGUGGGAAGGAAGCAACCUGGCUUGAAUCUCGACACCUGCUGUUCCCGAGGAUGGCAUCUCAUGUUGGAGUUACAAUCUUCUUUUUCUCAACCUGGAUUGCAAGCGUCACAACCCAGCACAAUUUUCCUUUGGAAGAUGUUAAGACUCUCCAGUGCAGGAUUUCUGGAAUAACUCUUGCUUCACAUGUUAACAAUAAAGGUGUAUUUAAUUUUGUCACUGCACGACAAAUAUGCGAGCAGCUGGGGUUACAGUUGGCAUAUAAAUCUCAGGUUGAAGAGGCUCGGAAGCAUGGCUUUGAAACCUGCAGUUUUGGCUGGAUACAAGAAGGGUAUGUUGUCAUUUCCCGGAUAACUCCCAAUGAAAAAUGUGGUAGGAAUAACACUGGAAUAGUCAUCUGGAGAACCAAACAUGACUAUCGAGCCCAUGCUUACUGUUACAAUUCUUCAGACACAUGGAUUAAUUCCUGCAUACCAGAAGAAAGUACAACUGCAUCCCUGGACGUUACUAUGGAGGCAAACUCUACUUCUGCAGUCUUGCCUCAGGACACUUCAGCAGUAGUUCAAACAUCUGAGUCACAGAAAACUAAAGAGCCUUCAAAGCUGCUAUAUCGUAUUAUAUGUGUAACGCAGACCAUUUCACCAACAGCACCAACUACGGAGGAUGUGAUCCUACAUCUCACGGCAAAACAAACUGCCUUUAGAAAUGAUUCUCUGUUUGGAGGUGUACCCACUGCCCUCCUUGUGCUCGCCCUCAUCUUCUUCACAGCAACAGUUGUUUUAGCAGUCUGCUAUGUCAAAAAAUACAAGAAAACAUUUCCAUUUUCCAACAAGGAGGAGAAAAAGGUAGAAAUUGAAACCAAGAACAUCAAAGAAACAAAGACAAGUGUCAAAACUCCAGAGCAGGAACCCAAGGGAAACGGGAAAAACACAGAAGAAUCUCAAGCCAAGCCUGAACCACGGGUAAAAUGUUUGGAAGCAGAAGUUUAAGAAAUGGCAUCCAAAUGGACAUAUCUUAGAUGAACAAAUGACAGAUAUUAGCAAAUUGUUUAUAAAUGGAUGGUUGUAAAUACUGCCAAAGUCAAUAUUUUUGUCUCUCUAUGCAAUUUGUACUUUAUGCAUAUCAGCUAUACCAUGUCAUUACAAAAAUAUGCCUAGUUCAUUACAGAAUUCCAUAAAUGGAAGGGUUAAUGUGGAGAGAAGAGAAAAGAUCUGAUUCACAUGGGAAAAUGUGGCACAAGCUUUGUAACUAUGAAAUGUUGUAUCCAACUUUUCAGAUAAAAUUGUACUAUACACUUCCCUAUAGGAAUCACUUUAAGCAGGCAGUCUUCUCUCUCUCCCCCCCCCCCUCUCUCUAUUUAAACCAAAGACAAUUAUAACAGAGCAAUCAUCUGCAUGACAUUCUGAGGUAUGUUCCAUCCUCUUCUAUAGAGUUUUUUCUGCAGCAACUGUGUUUAGGAUUAAAGCAUAAUAUAUCUCUCCAAAAAAAUAUGUUGCCAUUGUCACAUUCAUUAUCAUACUACGGUAUACCAUUUUAUUUAUUAAGAUUGCUCUGAAAAGGCAAUAUAAUUAUUUCUAUACAACUUCCAGGGAGAUAUAUUUGGAUACAAUCUUUUGAAACAACACGAUUGGUUUCUAAUUGAUAUGGAAGGUUUUUCCAUCUUAAUAAAAAAAAUUGCAGAAAU
Molecule: messenger RNA, 1929 nt
Organism: Podarcis muralis (Common wall lizard)
Lineage: Eukaryota; Metazoa; Chordata; Lepidosauria; Squamata; Lacertidae
Gene: LYVE1
Product: lymphatic vessel endothelial hyaluronan receptor 1
Biological process (GO): cell adhesion
Cellular component (GO): plasma membrane
Molecular function (GO): hyaluronic acid binding; transmembrane signaling receptor activity
Source: RefSeq, a predicted model, not a curated record